This is a messenger RNA of Cylas formicarius (sweet potato weevil), 521 nucleotides long. RefSeq names its product large ribosomal subunit protein P1 (gene RpLP1). Gene Ontology annotation, biological process: translational elongation; cytoplasmic translation. Gene Ontology annotation, molecular function: protein kinase activator activity; structural constituent of ribosome; ribonucleoprotein complex binding. Gene Ontology annotation, cellular component: cytosolic large ribosomal subunit; ribosome. The record is from RefSeq and is a predicted model, not a curated record. Bases 125 to 466 code for a protein of 113 amino acids. The transcript has 2 exons. Lineage: Eukaryota; Metazoa; Arthropoda; Insecta; Coleoptera; Brentidae.
CCUAACCUCACCCUGGUCUUUCAAGAUUCACUUUUCGAAGUGUGUGUUUGUUGACACGUGCUUGUUCUCGCAGAGCUAAGGCCGAACGGCGACUUGCACUUAUUUAAAUAAUUUUGCUGCAAAAAUGGCAUCAAACGCUGAGUUAGCCUGUGUUUAUUCCGCUCUCAUUUUGGCGGACGAUGAUGUAGCAAUCACGGGCGAAAAAAUCCAAACAAUCCUAAAAUCUGCCAACGUAGAUGUGGAGCCUUAUUGGCCCGGUCUAUUCGCCAAAGCUUUGGAAGGCGUCAACAUAAGAGAGCUGGUUUCAAACAUAGGCUCCGGAGCCGGAGCCGCUCCCGCCGCGGCCGGGGCAGCCCCUGCUGGAGGCGCUACUCCCGCAGCCGCGGCGCCAGCAAAGGAAGAAAAGAAAAAGGAGUCGGAACCGGAAGAGUCCGACGACGACAUGGGUCUUAGUUUCUUUGACUAAAGGCAUUUUGUAUUCCUUGACAUAGGUGAUAAGAAAUAAACCUAAUUUUUUUCGA